UACAUAACAAAUUACAAACAUGGGUUCGAAGACUUUUCUUUUACUUGGCCUUUCUUUGGCCAUUGCUCUUCUCAUCAGCUCAGAGGUCUCCGCUAGAGACCUCGCUGAGACUGAGAAUAACAAUGUUGCAGCAACUAUCGAUGGUCACGGAGGCGGUGGCGGUGGUGGUCACGGAGGCUGCCCUCACGGAUGGUGUGGGCGUCAUUGCUGCAAAGAUGCCGCUGAGGCUGAAGAAGCACAAGACACCGAGGAAAAGGAUGUUGCAGGAUACGGAGGUGGAGGUCACGGAGGCGGUGGUGGUGGUGGUGGUGGUGGUGGUCACGGAGGCUGCCCUCACGGAUGGUGUGGUCGUCACUGCUGCAAAGAUGCCGCAGAGGCUGUAGAAGCAGAGGUUGCUAACAUCAAGGCCGAGGAAAAUCCUAUGCAAUACCACGGAGGCGGUGGUGGUGGUGGAGGAGGCUCCCAUGGUGGUUGCCGUAGAUGGUGCGGCCGUCACUGCUGCAGUUAUGCUGAUGAAGUUGAGGAUGCAGAGCAAAACAGUUUAGCAGAUACCGACGGUAAAUACCACGGAGGCGGUGGCUGGAACCAGGGAGGAGGCUAUCACGGAGGUGGUGGUGGAUACAACCAGGGAGGAGGCUACCACGGAGGCGGUGGUGGAUACAACCAGGGAGGAGGCUACCACGGAGGCGGUGGUGGAUACAACCAGGGUGGAGGCUAUCACGGAGGCGGUGGGGGAUACAACCAGGGUGGUGGCCAUGGAGGCGGUUGCCCUCAUGGAUGGUGUGGCAGACACUGCUGCUAAGCUGGUCAGACCGCGGAGACUCAGAACUAGAAACAUAAUACAUAGUUUCAUGUUACAUGCAUGCGCGGCGUGCAUGAGUCUUAACCUGAGUGUGUAAUUACGAUGAAUAAAGGAAUCAAUGUACUACUUCUCUCGAAUUAGUAUAUGAAUAAAAUCUCUUUUCUUAA
Molecule: messenger RNA, 969 nt
Organism: Daucus carota subsp. sativus
Lineage: Eukaryota; Viridiplantae; Streptophyta; Magnoliopsida; Apiales; Apiaceae
Product: glycine-rich protein HC1
Exons: 5
Coding region: 20-802 (260 amino acids)
Source: RefSeq, a predicted model, not a curated record